This is a messenger RNA of Trichechus manatus latirostris (Florida manatee), 796 nucleotides long. It is a transcript of the gene SDHAF4, whose product is annotated as succinate dehydrogenase complex assembly factor 4. Lineage: Eukaryota; Metazoa; Chordata; Mammalia; Sirenia; Trichechidae. The transcript has 4 exons. Gene Ontology annotation, biological process: mitochondrial respiratory chain complex II assembly. Gene Ontology annotation, cellular component: mitochondrion. The coding region runs from base 1 to 669 and encodes 222 amino acids. The record is from RefSeq and is a predicted model, not a curated record.
AUGGAUGCUGACAGGAGACUCCUGGGUCAGAGACAAGACUUUAUUACAGCAAAAGUAGUAGCCAGAGUGCGGCUGGAUGUUCAGCGCUUUCAGCUGUCGAGGGUCGUUUGGGCCGCUCUUGGUGAAAAGUCUGAGUUCAUUCCCCGCUCCCGCGUCCUCACAAGCCCGUCCCCUCUUUCCCUGCAGAGCCGGGGCCAGGCGGGCGAAUUCCUGGCCCCGCCCCUCACGGCCUGGCGCGCACUGAGAAGGCCCCGCCCUCACGGCGCCGUAGGGCUGCCCCGGAGGUUGCCGCCGGUUCUUUACCGAGGCAGUGUCCGCACGGAUGUUGGUGGAGUAGGCGCCAUGACCGCAUCGGGCCUAGUGGGGCUGCUCGGCAGCGCCUUGGCCACCACGUGGAGGGCUGCAAGACCACCUCUUCUGUGUCAUUCUUUGAGAAAAACAAGUUCUUCUAAAGGAGGCAAGUCUGAACCCACCAAACAAUCCCUUAAGAAGCCAAAGUUACCAGAAGGUCGUUUUGAUGCACCAGAGGGUUCUCAUUUAGAGAAGGAGCCACUAGAAAAAUUUCCAGAUGACGUUAAUCCUGUUACCAAAGAAAAGGGUGGACCCAGGGGCCCAGAACCUACCCGAUAUGGAGAUUGGGAACGAAAAGGACGCUGUAUUGACUUUUAAGUCACAUACUUUAACCUCAGUUAUCUGUUUCUGAAUACAUACAUCUGAAUUAACUUAUUUCUGAUUAUUUAAUUUCUUUACAUCCUUUAAGUCAUCGGAUUUCUACAAUGCAUUUAAAAAUAUAUAU